GUAGGGUUUUGCUGCCUCGCACCAUUUUUUUUGCUCAACCGUCAUGGAGGUCCAAGUUCCCUCAGCUGCCCCGCCUUGUUGGAGCAGUGUCCUCAAAAAGCAACCCGAACGGCAAGAACAACAGCCGCAGCCACAGCAUCAACCCCUUCCCUCCGCCCAAAGAGGCGGAAUACUGGUGGGGAGCUGCAAAUCGUCCAAAGGAAUUGCGGUGGCGGUGGUUGACGCCAACGCCAUAAUCCAGGGCGGCGAGAGGCUAUUCCACUCCGCGGACCGAUUCGUCUCCGUCGCCGAGGUCAUCAGCGAAAUUCGCGACCCUGCUUCCCGCCAUUUCCUCAGCGUUCUGCCGUUCGCAGUUGAUACUCUCGAACCUUCCCCUGAUGCUUUGAAGAAAGUGAUCAGCUUUGCAAAGGCUACUGGUGACUUGCAAACACUUUCAGAUGUGGACCUGAAGCUAAUUGCUUUGACUUACACGUUAGAAGCCCAAAUUCACGGGACUCAACAUCUCAGGAACAGCCCACCUCCUAUUCAUACAGUUAAUGUCAAAAGGCUUCCUGAAAAAGACUUGCCUGGAUGGGGUUCUAAUGUCCCAAAUCUCGAAGAAUGGGAAGCCCUAGAGCAUGCUUUUGAAAACGAAUCAAACCUCAAUUCUAGGAUUUUACCCCUAAAAAAUUUGACACUUGGUGUGAAUUCCAUUGAUGAACCUUCCCCAGAAGAUGGUUCCGUUCAAGAUGGCAGUGAGUCGCACCAUGGGAAUGUUGAGAAGCUUGAUGAUGGUUUCAGGAAACCCAAGAGAUACUCCCCAAAGAAGAGAGAGGUAAAAAUCGAGGGGAAAAAGAUGGUGGCCGAUGGUGUUGAUGCAUCACAAGGCCAAAUUGAUGACAACACUGAUGACUGGCGACCUGCCGUGAGUCGAAGUACUCACAGAAGGUUUCUUAGAAGGAAAGCUAGACGUGAAAUGAGUGAAGCCUUAUCUGCUUCAGAUGAUCAGCAAAACACGUCCUGUAAUGUGGAAAAUAAAAAUCUCGAUGAUGCUCAGUGUCCAGAGCUUCUAGUAGAUGAAAGUUACGAAGAAAGGACAAAUGCCAUAGUUCAGGAUGACAUGAUUGGCAAUAAGAAGAAUGGAGAGAUUAAUAUCUCUGAGAGUCUGAAGACAAUGAAACUGGGUGAAGAGCAUUUGGAGUCCUCUGAAUUUGGUGAGAAGGUAAAUGAUGCUCCCGAGGGAACUGAUUCAACUGGCAAUGUAGAGGGAGACUAUGUUGAAAUCACUGAACAAGAGCUGGGGGACUUAGAAAUGCUUGGCCAAUUAGAAGAAAAUGACGAUGCGUCGAAUGUGGAUGAUAUGAGUAGUGAACAGAGCUGGUCGCUUAGAUCUUUGUCUGAGUCUAGCGUGGCUUGUGUGACUACUGAUUUUGCCAUGCAAAAUGUGCUGCUUCAGAUUGGUUUGCGACUCCUGGCUCCUGGUGGGAUGCAGAUUCGUGAGCUCCACAGGUGGGUGCUGAAAUGCCAUGCUUGCUUUAAGGUGACUACAGAUAGUGGUAGAAUUUUCUGCCCCUCUUGUGGGAAUGGGGGCACACUACGUAAAGUUGCUGUUACAGUUAAUGAGAAUGGUAUUAUGUUGGCUGCACGGAGGCCUCGUGUAUCCUUGCGCGGAACAAAGUUCUCUUUACCUUUGCCACAAGGUGGUAGAGAUGCAGUUACUAAGAACCCGAUUUUACGUGAAGAUCAGCUUCCACAGAAAUAUCUCUAUCCCAAGACAAAAAAGAAAAAUAAGCAGGGUGAUGACUUCUUUGUUCCAGAUGACAUUUUUCGUCACCACAAUGAUAAAAAAGCUCCUUUCCAGCCUCCCGUUCGGAAAGCACUCGCUGUUUUCAGUGGCAAGAGGAAUCCUAACGACAAUCACUUUGCACCUCCAAAGCGUUAAAAUAUUGCCGUUUUCAACCUUGUUAAUUUGUCUUGCACGCAAGAAUUCGAUUAUGGAUUUUGACGUGUCAAUUUUGUGGUGGCAAUACGAUUAGGUGGUGUUUUAGGUCUUGAAAAAUUAUGACAUUCUUGUUUGCUUUUUUGUGCAAGCUUUUUUAUCCUUACAAACAUCUGUUAUUCUGCCAUGUUUGAUUAAUUUCUUUGUUCAAGGUUAGCAAUUCAAAUAGACCCCGAAAAAUGAACAUGUAAAAGAAAAGAAGAAAAGAAGAACCAGGUAGUGUGUGAAGUGCUUGGAGGGUACUCUAAUAUCGUGGAUAAUUUGAGACUCUUGUUGUGAACUGUUUUCUUGGUCAUUUAGAAUUUUUCUAUGUUGUAGUUUUUCCUGUUCUUCUUUCAAUAACGUGG
Molecule: messenger RNA, 2325 nt
Organism: Striga asiatica
Lineage: Eukaryota; Viridiplantae; Streptophyta; Magnoliopsida; Lamiales; Orobanchaceae
Source: the annotation of a GenBank genome assembly